Messenger RNA from Penicillium pulvis, 351 nucleotides. RefSeq lists its product as uncharacterized. The transcript has 2 exons. The record is from RefSeq and is a predicted model, not a curated record. NCBI's taxonomy places the organism in Eukaryota, Fungi, Ascomycota, Eurotiomycetes, Eurotiales, Aspergillaceae. The coding region runs from base 1 to 351 and encodes 116 amino acids.
AUGUCCACUGACGCCUUACAAGAGACCAACAACAAGACCCUUGGGACUGCCGCUGGAACCUUCCCAGUCAUCACUCUGCCAGACGGUCGAAAGGUGCCCACUGGAACAGUUGGAGCCUUGCUGGUCAACAUCAAGGCCUACGACGAAGGCGAUGAGACUAUAAAAGCUGAGCUUGAGCCAGCUAUACAAUCGGCGAUCCCAACUUUACACAAAGUGGGCAUGUUUGACCUCUUCGCUCCUGAGGAAUGGACAUCAAGUCGCAGCCUCGGCCGCAGCCUUGUGGGCCGACUAGCGCAUGACUACAUCAGGGAGCUUUACGCGCUGGAGAACCCAGGAACCUCCGAGCAGUGA